UCGCCCGAGGCCAUGGCUGAGGGCUCCGCCGCCACGGCCGCGGCGGCCUCGGCUCCUCGGCUGCGGGCGGGCGGGCGAGGAGGCGGCCGGCCGUGGGGAAGGAAGGCAGAGGGAGGAAGGCGGCGAGCGGGCGGGGGGAGAGGGGGCGGGCGGCGGGGGAAGGGGCGGGCGCGGCGGCCGCGGCGGCGGCGGGGCUUCCCCGCCUCCCUCGCCUUGGUGCGCCCCGCGCUCGCUCGGCCGCUGCUCGUCCCGGCUCCCCGCCUCGCCUCGCCGCAACCGCCCGCCCUGGCCGCGCCUCCUCCCGCCCUCCGGGCCGGCGCUCCGCUUCCCCCUUCCUCCUGCGCCUCCGCCUCCUUCCACACAAAUACCAACUCCUCAGCCCGAGCCCAGAUCUCGCCGCCGCCGCCACACUCUGCUCGUGCCGGGCCUCGCGAGACUUCCGCGCUGGCCUCAGCCCGCCCCGCCUCACUGCCACUCGCCCGCUCGCCCUCUCGCUCCUCCUUCUCUGCCAAUCGAUCUGCCCGCUGGCCGCCGAGGCCCCGCCCACUCGCCGGGCUCCUCCUGGAUUGGGGCCGGUGGGACCGGGGGCGGGGCCGCCCGCACGCGCGCUGGCUGGCCGGCCCGCGGCGCGUGACGUCAGCGCGCCGCCGCCGCUGCCGCUGCCUCCCGCCGCUCGGUGUCGCGCGGCUCCCGCCCUCCGCGGUGCAACAGCCACAAAACGCGCUGCCUCGGGCCCGGGCCGCACUCGGGAGCGGGGUGUCGCCGCUGCAGCCGCCGCCUCGGGAGCCGAUGUAAAGCUUCCUAGAUGGAGAAUAGAACUAUUCCACUUCUGGCUUCUACUUGGAAUGUGGAGUAGAAAUCUUCUGAUCCCUUGAGGAGCGGGAAAGAGUCUACGUUAGCUUUAGGGGUGAAUCCUGAUUGGUUAAACAACCAAGGCAGUCUUAUUCACUUCGGCUAGUGGUGGAUCUGCAGAGUGGGGGAGAAUGUGACCCAAUUCUGGCCAGUGAAAUGUAAAGGGAAAUGUGCUAUUAGAGAGGCUUCUCUUCCCUAAUAAAAACAUAGAACUUCA
Cebus imitator (Panamanian white-faced capuchin) is the source of this 1069-nucleotide messenger RNA. RefSeq names its product serine/arginine repetitive matrix protein 3-like. The record is from RefSeq and is a predicted model, not a curated record. The transcript has 3 exons. NCBI's taxonomy places the organism in Eukaryota, Metazoa, Chordata, Mammalia, Primates, Cebidae. The coding region runs from base 13 to 795 and encodes 260 amino acids.